AUGCUUUUAAACACUUGCGUUUGCUUUGCUAAAACAUUUUUAACCUGCGAUAAAAAAAAUGUGCGAAUAAAAUUUAAACAUAGGAUAAUUUAAAAUUUAACGCUAAAAGUAGUGAGGUAAAUUAAAUUAGAUAUAAAAUAAAAAGAAUUUCACAGAAACCAAACAAACUCUAUUUUUGAAUCACCCCUGCGGUAACAAAAAUAGAGUUUUGGUUUUAUGGAAAAUUUUAAUUAAAAUUGGGAUGGGGUGGGGAUUUAAAUUAUCUUAAUUUUUUUAUUCAAUUUCAGAAUUACUCACUUCUAUCUUUUGCUUUAUUUAGCAUUAAAUCAUUAAAUCGAUCUAUAUUUAAAAGCAAGUUGCUUUAAUUUGUGUUUUGGGAAUAAAAAAAAAUUGUUUAUAAGCUGA
This is a messenger RNA of Tetrahymena thermophila SB210, 405 nucleotides long. RefSeq names its product transmembrane protein, putative. The record is from RefSeq and is a predicted model, not a curated record. NCBI's taxonomy places the organism in Eukaryota, Ciliophora, Oligohymenophorea, Hymenostomatida, Tetrahymenidae. The transcript has a single exon.